Messenger RNA from Puccinia triticina, 336 nucleotides. RefSeq lists its product as uncharacterized. The coding region runs from base 1 to 336 and encodes 111 amino acids. NCBI's taxonomy places the organism in Eukaryota, Fungi, Basidiomycota, Pucciniomycetes, Pucciniales, Pucciniaceae. The transcript has a single exon. The record is from RefSeq and is a predicted model, not a curated record.
AUGGGGAAGGGGAGAAGGGAAGGUGGCAGGCCAAGAUCAGUGUCGGGCGAUCUGUGUGGACUGGCUCGACUCACUGAGCAUGACUGGCUCCUACCCAUCCCCUCCGCUUCAGAAACCAUCUCCCUCCGCUCGAUUGGACCCGCUUCCGUGACUACGCUUUUUGCUUCCGUCACCACGAAUUCUUCAAUCGCGACGUCCGAUUUGCUUGGAGACCUGGGAAGGCUAUUCAGCUCGAUGCGUCAUUCGGUUUUUGCUGUGGUAAACUUUGCCCGCGGAAAGGCCCUCAACCCCCGGAUUGACCCCCGGACUACAGACGCGUCAAGUCGCGCCGGGUAG